GAAAACUUUGAUGACGAUGGGAGGAUUAAGACUUUGAUGUGGACAAAUAGCCGAAGCAGGAUGCAGUACGAGCAUUUUGGUGAUGUGGUCAGUUUCGAUACAACAUUCAAGACCAACCGCUAUGAUAUGCCUUUUGGAUUAUUUGUUGGAGUCAAUAAUCAUUUCCAAACGGUCCUGCUUGGAGGCGUGCUAAUGACUGAUGAGAAAAUUGAGAGCUUCAUAUGGGUGUUCAGGGAAUUCGCAUCGGUGAUGGGUGGGCAAGCGCCGAAAACUAUAUUGACAGAUCAAUGCAGAGCAAUGGAUGUAGCGAUUGCAGAGGAGUGGCCUGACACGGUGCAUCGUUGGUGCAAGUGGCAUGUUUUGAAAAGAGUAAAAGAAUGUGUAGGACCUAAGUAUACUAGUAACAAGGAAUUUCGUGACAAAUUUCAUCUUAUGCUGAAUGAGAUGUUAACUACAGAUGAGUUUGAAAGUAGCUGGGUCAUCUUACUGAAGGAAUAUGGUCUAGAAAAAAAUGCUUUCUUGACUCAAAUUUAUGAAACCAGGCAUAAAUGGGUGAAGAGCUACUUCAAGGGUGUUUUUUGUGCACAGAUGACUAGCACACAAAGAAGUGAGAGUGCUAAUCAUAUGCUAAAGAAUAUACUUUCACCAAACUGUCCUUUGCAUCAUUUUAUACAGCAGUACAUGAAGAUGCAAUACAUCAGAGAUGAAGAUGAGUACUACGAGGAAAGGCGUAACAAGCUGAAUUCCAAGAAACUUGCAACUGGAGGGCCUCUAGCAGUACAGGCGCACAACACUUAUACUCUUAAAGUAUUUGCAUUAUUUAUACAGCUGAAAGAGGAUUCAGAGUUCUACAGAAGUAUAGAAGUUAUACCCGGGGAGGAAUAUAUUGCUGAGCACUAUGAUCUUAGUCGUGUGCCGCGAUGGUGCAAAGGGCGUUACAGAGUGCAGGCCUCCUGUGCUGGGACAAAAUAUGUGUGCGAGUGUGGGCUAUUCGAGCAUUUUGGUUUACCUUGCAGCUAUAUAUUACGGGUUUUGAUCAGUAAUGGAGUGGAGAGAAUUCCAGAUUCCUUGAUUCUGCAGCGCUGGACUGUGGGUGCACGGCAUAUUGUCCCGGAGGGCCUUUCCCAAUACAAGAAGGACAAUCCUGCACUAUUGGCACAAACAUACAGACAUUCUUCUUUAAUGCUGAAAGCUCUUCGAUUCGUAGAGAUGGGAGAUAGCAAUGUGCAGAGUCACACCAUGGCUAUGAAGCUGAUUGAUGAUGCUAUAGAGGCUUUAAAAGAAGUUUCCAGAGAGAAAGAUGGUCUGGGAUUGUCUCAUAAGCCAAGAGAUGCAGUGCAGGCAAACGAAGAAGAGGAAGAAUUUGUUGAAUUUCCGCAGCGGGUGCCGAAGAAGAAAAGUGAACGUGGCCGACCUUCAAGCAGAAGGCCCCGAGCUGGGCAUGAGAAGCUAUCUCGGCGUCCGCGGUUCUGCAGCAUAUGCCGUAGCGACAAGCAUACCAUGCAAAACUGCCCCGACCGGGACAAUAGCACGAAGAAGACAAGGAAGCCACCAACUUGCAGCGGCUGUGGGGUCACGGGGCACUCAGUGGACCGUUGUCGUGGUAGGCAGCAACAGCUUGUUCCUGCUGAGUUCAUAUUCCUUUAGACGCUGCGUCUUCAUCGUUCUGAAGCAAAUAAUGUUCCUGUCAAGGUAGCAAUGACGCGAGUGUAUGUGUAAGAUGGUAAGCGUCCUGACCUGCGUGUAGGACAGCUCUGCUUGUGCAAAACUUUGAUGUCAUUUAACUUGCUGUAAUUGUAUUUCACGGCCAAAUUUGUGGUGCGAGGAGUUGUGAACAUUAUGUCCAACUUUAAAUAUGAGCUAGUAUCACAUUGCCGAGAUA
Panicum virgatum (switchgrass) is the source of this 1882-nucleotide messenger RNA. Its product is annotated as protein FAR-RED IMPAIRED RESPONSE 1-like. The record is from RefSeq and is a predicted model, not a curated record. Lineage: Eukaryota; Viridiplantae; Streptophyta; Magnoliopsida; Poales; Poaceae. The coding region runs from base 37 to 1647 and encodes 536 amino acids. The transcript is spliced from 5 exons. Gene Ontology annotation, biological process: regulation of DNA-templated transcription.